Orbicella faveolata is the source of this 2096-nucleotide messenger RNA. RefSeq lists its product as uncharacterized. Gene Ontology annotation, cellular component: plasma membrane. The record is from RefSeq and is a predicted model, not a curated record. Gene Ontology annotation, molecular function: protein binding. NCBI's taxonomy places the organism in Eukaryota, Metazoa, Cnidaria, Anthozoa, Scleractinia, Merulinidae.
AACUUACCUACAUUCCCGAUGGAUGUUUUCAAGAAUUGAAUGGUCUAACAAAUCUACAUCUGGAGAACAACAAUAUUUCAGAGCUUAAUAACGGCACUUUUCGUGGAGUGAACAAUCUUGAGAGAUUAUACCUGAAUGAGAACAGAGUUCACAAUAUAGCCUCUGGAACAUUCUCAGAUGUUAAGAGACUUAGAUCGCUUGUUUUGACGGGAAACAACAUCACUGAAAUAAAAAAUUACACGCUCGAAGGACUUCAAUACAGCGCGAUGGAAAUACUUCUGGAUAAUAACAGCAUCAAGACUAUAGAACCAGGAACCUUUGAAAGCUUUGCAGAAACAAGAUUCAGUUUCUUAAAUUAUUUAUCGUUAGCUGGAAACAAAGUUGAGAUUCUCAAGAACAAAACUUUCAAUGGUCUAAAAGCUCUAUACAAACUUGACCUGGAAAAUAACAACAUUCAAGUUGUCGAGGCCAGAGCGUUUUAUAGACUGUACAAGAUCCACACUAUAAACUUGAAUGGAAACAGACUAACAAACAUCACCAACGGAACGUUCUACUACAGGAGAACUCUUAGAGAACUGAUCUUAUCUGACAACAACAUUUCGAGUCUUCCAGAGGGAGUUUUUGCAACACUGAAAUCCUUGCGGGCCUUGAAACUGAGCAAUAACCCUUUGCUGUACAUCCACGCUGGUCUUUUAAGAGGCUUAUCUCGCCUUACUGACCUGAAAAUGGAACAUUGUGGAAUAAAGGAGAUUGAACCAAAUUCAUUAUCUCCCUUGAAGGCGCUCAACAGACUAUCGUUAGCUGGAAACAAAGUUGAGAUUCUCAAGAACAAAACUUUCAAUGGUCUAAAAGCUCUAUACAAACUUGACCUGGAAAAUAACAACAUUCAAGUUGUCGAGGCCAGAGCGUUUUAUAGACUGUACAAGAUCCACACUAUAAACUUGAAUGGAAACAGACUAACAAACAUCACCAACGGAACGUUCUACUACAGGAGAACUCUUAGAGAACUGAUCUUAUCUGACAACAACAUUUCGAGUCUUCCAGAGGGAGUUUUUGCAACACUGAAAUCCUUGCGGGCCUUGAAACUGAGCAAUAACCCUUUGCUGUACAUCCACGCUGGUCUUUUAAGAGGCUUAUCUCGCCUUACUGACCUGAAAAUGGAACAUUGUGGAAUAAAGGAGAUUGAACCAAAUUCAUUAUCUCCCUUGAAGGCGCUCAACAGACUAAACUUGGCCAGAAACUCUCUAAACAGAAUCAGCAACAACCUCUUCAGUAAUCUUCGCUACAUAGCACGGUUGUACUUGGAAAUGAAUGAGAUUCAGUUCAUAGAGAACAACUCCUUUGAGGGACACGACUUCCUAGGGCGUCUAUUCCUUCAUGGCAACAAAUUGUCCAAAAUUGCAACAGGUGUCUUUGAUCCUCUCCGGCGAUGUCAGUUUUUAACACUUAACAACAACAACAUUUCGGAGAUAGAGCCAGGAGCAUUGAAGGGAUUAAAAAGCAUAGAAACUAUAUUUUUGCAAUACAAUCGCUUAGACAGAGUAAAGAAAGAGGACUUCGCAUCUCUGUCGACGCUUGAAAGGCUGUACCUAUUUGACAACAAGAUAUCUGUGAUUGAACCGGGAUCGUUCCCACAACGGCACCUGGCACAAUUGCUUUUGUACAAAAACCCCACAUUAUCGUCAAUAACUAUCGUAGCUGAUGGAAAUAGUAAACCCAAUGUGACGGUUUAUAUGUUUUCCGAGAACCUUCCGUCUGUUCCAGUUAAAGACGGUGUACAUUUAAACGUACUUCAAACAAACGGAUUCCGUUGUAGAGAUGAUACGUAUACGUGCCAAAUCUGUCCAAGGGGGACAUAUUCAAGGGGAGAUGGUGUAUCCAAAGGAUGUUUACCGUGUCCAGCAGGUAAUACAACUGGGAUCCAAUAUUAGUUGUGCUACAUUAUAGCACUGAUAUCCCGUUCAUACAAACAUGUUAAACAUGUUUUAAAGUGGUUUAACUAAACAAGGUUAGAAAUUAUUUGCUCAUACACUGCAGACCUCACCACCAAUUUGCCCUCUCAAAAUGACUGCAUAGUGUAAUCUACAAACGAGGUA